Molecule: messenger RNA, 1633 nt
Organism: Polistes dominula (European paper wasp)
Lineage: Eukaryota; Metazoa; Arthropoda; Insecta; Hymenoptera; Vespidae
Cellular component (GO): extracellular matrix
Molecular function (GO): protein binding
Source: RefSeq, a predicted model, not a curated record
CUCAUUUCCUCAUCGCGUUUUGCACCGAACAUUUUACGAACAACUUUGUUUUCGAAAACCCUCCAUUUGUUUUCGUCCCUUAACGUAAACGACCACGAUUCGUUACCAUAAAAGAUUAUUGGCAGGAUUAUUGUCCUGUAUAUCCUGAUUUUUAAUCACCUAGACAACAAUCGCGAGCUGAGUAAUUUGUUAACCGAAUAAAAACAUGAGUUGUCCUAUAUUGAGUUAUUUUCUUAAAGUUCUUUGUUAAUUUUGUUCGUCUGGUUUAUAAUCGAUCCUAAAUAUUUAAAGUUGCUGAUCCGGCUAAAAGUUUUAUCCCGGACGACCAAAGUUCCAGUAGUAGGCUUAUUCUGAACUCUAUCGGUUAUCAUAUAUUUGUUUAUUCAUAACAAAGCAAUAUCGUCCGCGUAUGUCAACAAUUGUGUUGUCCCGUUCAACUGUAGACCAUCUUUACUUUUCUGCAGUUCUCUUUGACAGCGAAUUCCAGUACUAAAUUGAACAAAAGGGAUGACAAUGCGUCCCCCUGUUAUUAUUAUGAUUAACCCUCCCGCCUCCUAAAUUAUUAUUAUAAUUAAAUGAAUUCAUUAUAAUUCUUGUUUUUAAUGUUCUUUUUUUCUUUCAUAGGAUUCUAACUUCGUUCAUAUGCCGGAUAAUAUUUUAGUCGAUUUAAGAUUUAAUAAAAUAGAAAGAAUUUGGUUAAAUGAUAUCGAAGAUUUGUCAGUGCAUUGUAAUGAAAGACGUUACGUUGAUAUUAGGAUUGAAAAAAAUCCAUUAAUAUGCAAUUGUUAUCUGUAUGAUCUUUUGCGUUAUUUAAAAGAUGAUUUGUCAUUUAAUGUUUAUAAUUUUGUUGAUAUAAAUCUGGAAUAUGUAAAAUGUAAAUAUCCUAAUGAAACGGAUUGUACAGAAAUUAAAGAGCUUGAUUUUAGAACUUAUGUAUGUCCAGAAGAAGAAUACUUUAACAUUAAAAAGUGUCCAAAUAGUUGUAACUGUAAUAUAAGACUUUAUGAUGGAACAAGAAUUUUAGAUUGUUCAGAUAGAUUAAAGAGUGAAUUUAAGAUUCAAAAGACUGAAAUCAAUUAUGCGGGAAAGAAUCCAUUAAUAGCAAAUUUCACUUACAACUUUUUAACAGAAAUACCAUCACUUGAAGCUUUACAAACAAUAAACGUAACAGAUUUAUUGUUAUCUCAUAAUUGGAUUACACACGUGAACGUUGAAAGAAUACCAGAAACUGUCACAAUACUACAUUUAGAUAAUAAUUAUAUAUACACUGUUGAUGGAAACCUAAUUAAUUUCUUGACACUUAAUCCUCUCAAAGAGUUUACUUUACAUGGGAAUUUAAUGGAGUGUGAUUGCUCUCUUGCACCUUUUUUGACAUUUGUUAAAUUACAACGACAUUAUUAUAAAGAUCUAAAUAAUGUAAAAUGUAAGGAAUCUCGUUUACAUGUAUAUAAACUAUCAAUGGAAUACAUAUGUCCAUUGACCCUAGAUUACUAAAAGAGAAAAAUUCAAUGAAACAAAAACAAACAUUAGGGUAGAAUUCUAAAGAGUUUAAUAUUACAAGUAUAAUGAUUUUUAUUAGAUUUUUUUUUUUAGAUGAUCAUGUUUAUAUCGUUUUAGAAAACAAUAUAAAACG